AAGAUGUUAUACUACUUAUUACCGCUCCCUUCACCAUAAUUCAGUUUAUGGGGUGGCUAACAUUGUAUUUAUAUUCCUGCAAUCAUUGUAAUUGUAAUACAAGAGAAUUUCAUUCCGUUCAGGUCUAUUUUUUUAGCUCUGUUUUUCUGUGUUCUAUCAUGUGCAAGUUUUGUUUCUAUUCUUCUAGUUAGAUCUCUGCGCAGCUGCAGCUGCAAAAUUUUACAAGACGGGCAUCGGUAACCUGGCACAAUUAUAAACCUAAAACGAGGGCUUGCUCUGUUUGAUCUGCACAUUCAACGAUGGCAACCAUGACGGCUUCUGCUUCACUACAGUUUAUUAUUGUUUUCUUUAUGGCAUCUUUCUCCAUGAUUUUUUGUCAGGCUGUUGAGAAUCCCGUAGGCGGAAUAUGCAACAACAGUACUGAUAACAGCACUGUGUGCCAAGGAACAAAAGGGCUUAAAAUCUCACAUAUUGUAGAGGAGGAACCGGAACCGAUCACGUCUCCAGGUGAAACUUCCCCAUCUACUCCUACCACAACAGGAGGGACACCGAAAACUGCUGGAUCAUCUCCUACCAUAAUUAUUGCUGGAUCAUCUGCUAAUAGUAAGAGUAUGGCGUCCACAUUUAUUGUUGCUCGCCCAUCUUUCCAGGCUGUGGCUCUGGUAUUCACAGUCACAUCUUUUCUUUUCUUUGUCUUCAGUGUUUGAAAGGGUUUGGCAUUAGGGUUAUCCGUAUUUUUCACAGAAGCGCUGUUGUAAUUACAUCAGAGAUCAUUCCGUCUUUCAUUUCCUUUUAUUUGAGAUUAGGGUUUAUUAGGGUUAUCUGGCAUUAGGGUUAUUUCCUUUUGUUUGACAUUAGGGUUAUCUGUAUUUUUCGCUGAAGCGCGGUUGUAAUUACAGCAGGGCUCGUCCCCUGUUUUUUUAAAGAUGCUGAAAGUGAUGGGGCAAAUUUUCAUUUCCUUGAAUUGAAUUUGCCCCUUUUUUUCAA
This is a messenger RNA of Cryptomeria japonica (Japanese cedar), 987 nucleotides long. RefSeq lists its product as uncharacterized. The transcript has a single exon. The coding region runs from base 300 to 707 and encodes 135 amino acids. The record is from RefSeq and is a predicted model, not a curated record. Lineage: Eukaryota; Viridiplantae; Streptophyta; Pinopsida; Cupressales; Cupressaceae.